UUGCUGGGCGAUUGCUCAUACGCCUCGUUGGCCGUCGUCGAGUGCGGUUGUUUUGCUUGGCCCUCUUGGCUUAAUCGGGCGAUUUCGUGACGGAACGGGACACUUGGCGCGUGUUUAAAUUAUUUAUUUGUUCGAGCACAAAAUUCAAUAUUACAAAUUUGCUGAAAAUGCUUGCAGACAGCUUAAGCGGGAGGCGCAGGUCGCCUGCAAUUUAAAGGGACCAAAACCAAAAAAAAAAAAAUCAAAAUCAAAAUAAAAAAAGGAAGCGAAAAUAAUAUUGGAAAAAGUAUACAGAAAGUGCACGUAGAAAAACGAUCGCAAUGCCCACGAAGGCGGCAAGAUCGGCAGCCGACUACGAUUCACAGGAUGAGGCCAACACAGAGCUGCUGGAGAAGCUGAAGCAUCUCGAUCGCCGUGUCGAGGCUGUUGAGAGCGGUGGCGGUGGCUUGUGCAGUCGCAGCGCUGCCUGCUGGCAGUCGCUCAAAUGGAAAUCGGCUUUAAAUCACAUCGGAUUGCUUGUCUCGCUGUCCAUCUACUGCGGCGUGGGCGGAUUGAUCUUUCGCCAUUUGGAGCGACCCGCAGAAGUGGAGCGUUUGACACAGCUGAAGGAUGUGGUGAAAUCACAGCGGGAGCGCUUCAUGAGCACCAUUCUGAAUAACACCGAAGUGAACAAUCUCAAUGAGCUGCUCUCCUUUGAGCUGGCCAAAUAUGAAGCGGCCGUACAAGAGGCGGCCGAGGGCGGGCUGCUUAUCGUAGCCGAUAAAGACUUUCCAGAGCCCUAUGAGCGCUGGAGCAUACUACAAGCUGUGUUCUUCUCAUCUACUGUGUUAACCACCAUAGGGUAUGGCAACAUUGUGCCAGUUACGAUCAGUGGUCGUGUAUUUUGCAUUUGCUUCGCCCUCAUCGGCAUACCAUUUACGCUGACAGUCAUCGCCGACUGGGGCAGACUCUUUGCCAGCGCCGUCUCCGUGUUCGGCAAGCACAUGCCCACCAAGCCAAAGUUUACGAAUUUCAUUGGCAAGACUUGGUUCUAUGCGAUACUCGCCGUUGGCUUUCUGGGCGUUUAUUUGGCAGCGGGAGCUGGAUUGCUGCUGCUCUGGGAGGAUGACUGGACAUUCUUUGAUGGCUUCUACUUCUGCUUCAUCACAAUGACAACCAUUGGCUUCGGCGAUCUGGUGCCUAAGAAACCCAACUAUAUGCUGCUCUGCACGUUGUAUAUACUCAUUGGCUUGGCUCUCACUUCGACCAUCAUUGAGCUGGUGCGUCGUCAGUAUGCCACCAGCUGGGCCAAGCUGCAGGAACUUUCGGGUCCCAUGGCGGAGACAUUACGUCGUUUGGGCGAAACGGCGGGCACGGGUCUCGACUAUGCCACACUGCAAAAAAGUGUAUCCAUGCCCAAGUGGAGCAGCAACAAGAAGAACGAACACAAUUCGGAUAUUGCUGCGCUGGAGGCCAUAACCAAUGCCAUACUCAAGGAGGUGAAGGAGGCGCAGAAUAGCAAACCGAAAGUGCUGCAAAUUGUCAUUUACGAGUCAUCCGUUUAGAGACUCAUGUUUCACACCUGCAA
Messenger RNA from Drosophila sulfurigaster albostrigata, 1567 nucleotides. RefSeq names its product TWiK family of potassium channels protein 7. Gene Ontology annotation, biological process: potassium ion transmembrane transport; stabilization of membrane potential. Gene Ontology annotation, cellular component: membrane. The record is from RefSeq and is a predicted model, not a curated record. Lineage: Eukaryota; Metazoa; Arthropoda; Insecta; Diptera; Drosophilidae. Gene Ontology annotation, molecular function: potassium ion leak channel activity.